This is a messenger RNA of Syngnathus acus (greater pipefish), 2219 nucleotides long. It is a transcript of the gene and3, whose product is annotated as actinodin3. Lineage: Eukaryota; Metazoa; Chordata; Actinopteri; Syngnathiformes; Syngnathidae. Bases 781 to 1839 code for a protein of 352 amino acids. The record is from RefSeq and is a predicted model, not a curated record. The transcript is spliced from 5 exons.
UGUUUUCUUCAAAUUCUUCAAAGAUCUGCACUUAUUUGGGCAAAUCAACAUUUUUCCCACUUUUCUGAUACAUCUUACCAAAUCUGUAAUGUAAUCAUAAUUUAAAUUUGUGAUUUUCUGACCCGUCAAUGUGAAAUAAUGUCCACCUUUUGAAUAAAGGGAUAGAAAUUAAAACAUUUUCAUCUGAUAUUUUAGAAAAAUGCCAGAUGAAUUGAUUAUUCAAAUAAUUGUUAAUUAUUAUAACAGGGUGCUUCCAAUUUGUCCAUCUGAAAUUGACGCCAAAAGUACUCGGCUCACAUUGCAAGUGUCACGUGACAAAAUUGUAGUUAGCCUCUUAAUUAAAUCUCAGGAAAACUAGCAGGUGUUGCCACAUGUCAGAAAUAAUAAGCACUUUUUAGGUGUAGACUCAUCACCCGUAGAUUUUAGGUGGCAUGAAGUCGACGUCUUUGAUUCUUUUUUCUUGUCAUCUUGGCAAGUAUAUUGUGUUAGUCGGCAGCAUUUCCCUCCCAGUUGCACUUUUCUCAGCAGGUGUCAUGGCUAUAAUGUUCCUUUCCACCCUGACUCCUCUUUUACUGGCUGUUUUUUGUUUUUAAUUAACGCCAAAGGCCUCAUGUAUAAAAGUGUACUGACAGAAAGGGAGGUGUGCUAUAGGAUUCGGUCCCGCAAAUGGAGGCCUCCUAUUGGAUAGCCGCUUGAGGUUUAGGAUGACCUUGACUCACUAUUUAACUGGCCUGGCACAUUCCGAGCUGUGAGAGACGGCUUCUUGACCCCGGGGGCCAGAUGAUUUCCUCGUUGUGUUUCUUGGCGGCACUUAGCUGUCUAACAUGGCUUCCAGGCUUGCUGGAGGCCAAAUCCUUGCUGAGCGACAUCCAGCAGGAAGGGAUGGUUCCGGUCAGUGACGUUGGGAUUGAUCCGCAGAGAGCCAACGACUUCCUGAGCCACUCCAGGCCCAAGCGAAACGUGGACCCCAAAUGGUACCGAGGCAACCCGGACUUCCAGGCCUACUACCGCUACUACAGCAGCAUUGGACACACCGAGGGGCUGUACGAGAUUGACAAGUUGAGGCUGCUGUACCAGCAGAUGAGGCACUUGGAGCACACGUACGGCCCCAACGCCUCAUACUUCCAGAACAAACUGGGGCUGGGGGUCCCUCAAAUUAUGUGCGACCCCACCACAGACAAGAAGUGCAAGGUGGUCGCCCCUCCUCCCCCACCACCCAUGAAAGGUUUCCCUAGGGCCACCGAGCCGCCGGCCACCGAACUUCCUCCCCUUCCCCGUGCCCCCGCCAUCUCCCAGGCGGAUGUGCUCUAUCUGUGCAACAGCAAGGACCCCCUGUGCAAGCCCCACAUCGUCUACCUGCCCGCCGGCGCUGUGCCCGUCCUCUGUGACCCGCGUUACCACCCCCACUGCACUCCCCAGAAGGCUCCGCCCGCCCCGGCCGUGGCGCCCCCGCCGCCGCCCCCUCCCCCAAAGAAUUAUGCGCCACCGCCCAUCCUCGUCAAAAAGUCUUACCCGCCGGCCCCCAUACGCACAUUUAAAGGCAUGGAGGUCGACUGCGACCCGUACUGGGAUCCCGACUGCCUCAUCGACCACCCACCCAGAGCCAUCAAGGGAAAGGUUAUGGGACCCCCACCCCCUCCGCCGCCCCCACCUGUAGAAGAGGAACCUGUAGAGGAACCUGCGCCUCCUCCGCCUCCAAUCCAGAAGAAGGGUUUCCCCUUCCCUUUCUACUACCCCCAAAUGCCCUAUGACCCCCGUGAUGAUCUGUACGACCCUGUUCGCUUCCAGUACCCUCAACCAGAAGCACCUGCGGACGAGCCCGAAGACGAGACCCAAUAGGGCGUCGGCCUUCAAAACGAAUCGGACUCUGGUUGAAAGCGUUGCAUGUUGAUGAUGAAGCCAAUAAGGCAGUGGGUUCCCAACCACAUUUUUACAAGUGUGUAGUGGGAAAAUAUCCAGUUUCACUUGAUUGAUCUGAAAAUUGUAAUUUAUUUACCACAAACAGUGUAUCUAUGUUCAUGUAUCUAUGCCAGUGACGCAAAGAGACAAAUACUCUCCCACUAGAUGUCAUAAGGCCCAAUUAACCUGUGUGGUGGUUGCCAUUCAUCCAACAGAAUAACAUUGUGUUCAACUGCACAUGCCGAGAUUUGACAACAAAGUGCAUUUGUGAGUAAACUGAGACGAGAUAAUCACCAUUGCAGUAAACGUUUUUGAAAUUC